Pocillopora meandrina is the source of this 2339-nucleotide messenger RNA. NCBI's taxonomy places the organism in Eukaryota, Metazoa, Cnidaria, Anthozoa, Scleractinia, Pocilloporidae. The record is from the annotation of a GenBank genome assembly.
CUGAAUGAACCAGGAAUCAAAGUGAAUUCUAGAAAUAAGCGUGGUUUGUUGUGCUCGUCUGUACAGGAUCAAGUCCCUUUGCAAAUCUUAAUACUGAAUGAGAUCCAACCUGACCGUCAUUGUGAACAAAUGGCUUCCCGCGAGGGUGAGAAAAUUGGAAAUGUUGAUUGAAGUAGUUCAUGUUUACAGCAUUACGAAAGUCUGCAGUCUGGCCUUUCUAUUGACAUGCACAAGGAAAUACUUGCAACUAGUUGCGGAACCAGAGCCCAAACUAAGUAAUACUUACGCUUUGUAGGGAGUUAAACGAAGCCAAGCUUCAUUAAGAUUGAGAGUACAACCGACAUUUUAGUAAGAGAGGGAAAUAGAACUUUCGAUACGAACUAUAAACUGUCACUGAUCAUGCAGACGAAAACCAAAAGUCAACAGUCUCUCCUCAUUUCGUUUCUGUGUUAUUAAAAGUUAUGUUUCCAUUACGAGAAUCGUUCCCAUAAUUAAGGCGUUACAUUCUUUGGAAUAGUUGUCGAUCGGCUCUAAUUAUCGUCACAACGCGAUUUCACAUAGAAAUUUAUGUUUCUUACUCGCUGCAAGCUCACAGUAACACUAGUUUCAGUUUGUAGGAACACUCUAAAAUCUGUUACUAGAGAUUCCUGAACAUCUAAUUUUCUUUUCAUUUCAAGCUCAGUGUGAAGUCUGUAUUAAAUAUAAAACUGUUUGAAUCAAUGACACCCAAUUUUGAUCCACAAAACCAGACAGCAAACAAUGUUUGGGACAAAAACAGCCUUGCCAUUUAAUUAAUAUUUUCACAAAUACGAAACUCUUGCAUGGUGAUAUCCAUAAGAUAAUGAUAAAAUAAUACUCAGAUAUGCUAUUUAACAAAAAGGCUGGCUGAUAGAAACGCUGGACAGAUACAAAGACCAGCAAAAAUGAAAUACAGGAAAGGGAUGGAAGGGUCAAAAAGAAAUAUCUUCUUGGAAUACAAAUGAGGUUUUCUAUAUAUUUGCUAACUAGCUAAGCAAUCAAGCAACUGAUAUAAAUUGCUAAGUAAUCUUUUAAAUACCUAUCUUGACAUCAGUGUACUUUUACUUGCAAUAUAGGGAAACUAACUGACAGGAAAAGUCUGCUUUAAUGUUAAAUUACUUGUACACCAUGAUGAUGCAAGACUGCAUAUUUCUGUACCAAUUUGUUAUGUUUGUAAUUUAGAAGUACAUAACCUGAUAAUGGGUGAUGUUUCCCAAAUGCAAGAUUGUUUUGUUAAAGGAGAUUGGUCUUAAAUUUGCUAUUCUUUUAUUUGCAUUUGCUGUUUUGUGAAGAUUAAGAAAUUAAUUGUGAAAAGUUGCAUAGGUUGUAGAAAACUAUCAGUUCAACUCUUCCUACAUAAAUGAUUUUUAGGAAAUUUACUCACAGCUCUUCAUGGGAGGGGGUAGGGGCAACUUAACCCCUUUUUUGUGCUGAGCUUGCUCACCGUGGCAUUCUCAAAACCCUUGAUACCCCCAGAUUCUCUCCCAUUUAUGAUACAACUAUUAACCUCUUAAACUGUCUGUCUCAGAAUGUAUUAAUUUUGUAAGGGGGAAGUACACUCUGGUAGCAGGUACUCUGGUAGCAUUCUGGUACACUCAGGUAGCAGGUACUCUGGUAACUGUGGUGCUGCAUUGGUGGAAGAGUGUAGCAGGUAAUUUAAUGUUAACAACUGAGUUGAAAAAUGUAAAUUGGCUACUGUAAAGAGUAAAAAGCUGACCUUUUGAGCAUUAGCCCUUCAUUAGAGUAAUUGACGAAGGACUAAUGCUAGAAAUGUCAGCUUUUUCACUCUUUACAGUGGCCAAUUUAUGUUUUCAACUCAGUUGUUGACACUAAAUUACCUAUUAUGAUGCUAGUUUGGAGAAUUUGAUAUUGGAUCAGCUAAUAAUCCUCUAAUUGAUAUUUUAAUCUUUAUUGUCAUCACUUCUCUGCUUGGUAUUGUACAUGUAAGGAGAAAUUCUGUCUUGGUCACUUAUUGAAGUUAUAGGAUUAACACAAAAUACUGUUGUAAGCAUUUCAAUAAUUAGUUCUUACAAUUCAAUCUGUCAAGUUUAAAACUAAAUUUUGGGUACCAAGAAAAUGAAAGCUUAUAAUUUACACUUUUCCUUUAGUUGGCCAAGAUAAUUGAAAGUAACAUCUUCUCCAUUAUAAAUCCAGGUAUCUCUGGCAAUGAUGGCACAGAAACAGAAGAGUUUCCUGCCCCAUCAUUUGAAGAACAGUUUAAAGACUUGACCUCUCUCAUCUCCUUUUUUGAGGAAUGCUCAAAGCAAACAUGUGAGUUUAUUGACAAUAUGAAAGAGAAGUUCCCUGACAGCUUGAAAACA